CCAGUCAGCCCAUAUCACGAAUCAGCUAACAAGCACACACCUACGAGGUAUGCUUGGUCUCGAGACGGACAAAUGGAUAACGUGGGCACAGUAUCAGGCUUGAUGGCUGCCAUCGGCUACAUACUGUCACUGGCUCCAGUCGUCCACGCUUCGCGCCCAGAUCGUCCGAAUGACGUCGACCGUUGGAUCGACCACGUACAAACUCCUGAACACGACUCUGCUGUGGAUAUGUGGUUUUGGAAUGUGGUUCCAAGCGGCGCGCCGGGCCAGCUGACAUGCUCGGAACUUGUGGACGGUUGCUGCUCCAGGCUUGUCGUCUCCCGACCACGGAUUGAACGAAGGUUGGUUGCACGCCCACAUGAUGCAGGAAGCCCCUUUAACGAGCAUUGUCUAUGUAUGCACGUGUAAUUGCACUCGCUACGAGGAGUUUGCCGGGAAUCGGAAGCACAAGGUGUUGAAAUACGUUAUUGAUGUAUACCAAGGAAGCGAAGCGCUGUAACACAAGCUGUACACACUAUUGCUCAACUUGCGCCUGGCCCUCAUUGAAGCUGCCGUCGAGAUUUCACUCCUGCAUACCGCAGGACUUGAGCUCUCCAGGGCUGGCAGAAACGCCACUUGCAUUUGUCCUCGGCGUAUGCCAAGACAUUGAUGAACACUUGCGGGAAACAGUGAAUGAAACUGGCCCACUGGAGCACCAAACAAAUGUUAGGAACUUUUGCACAAGAGCGUCGAUGCUAUCGCUCCCAUGUAUGACCAUUAAU
Messenger RNA from Dissoconium aciculare CBS 342.82, 761 nucleotides. RefSeq lists its product as uncharacterized. The coding region runs from base 73 to 408 and encodes 111 amino acids. The record is from RefSeq and is a predicted model, not a curated record. Lineage: Eukaryota; Fungi; Ascomycota; Dothideomycetes; Mycosphaerellales; Dissoconiaceae. The transcript has a single exon.